Panonychus citri (citrus red mite) is the source of this 575-nucleotide messenger RNA. RefSeq lists its product as uncharacterized. The record is from RefSeq and is a predicted model, not a curated record. NCBI's taxonomy places the organism in Eukaryota, Metazoa, Arthropoda, Arachnida, Trombidiformes, Tetranychidae. Bases 102 to 575 code for a protein of 157 amino acids. The transcript has 2 exons.
AAAAAAGUUUUUCAAUUUAUUUUUAUCAUUUGAUAUUUUCAAUUGUUGUUGAUAACUUAAUUGUUGAUGAUUAGUAAAUUAUUGCAACUUGAUCAGUGUAAAUGAAAACAAUACAAACGAUGUUCAAUCAAUUAUAUUCAUACUCAGUGUCAAUAACUCAGCAGUUAAUUGUGAUCUCUUUAAUUGUUAGCCAGUUGAUUAACGUUUCGACCUACCAAUCACCCGGACAACAGAUUCAAUAUCAUAUGCAGGGAUUUUCUGGUCCUGAUUCUUAUCAAUUUGGAUUCGUCUCUUUAUCCGAAGCUAAUCCGUUAAGCCGACACGAAGAGCGGGACAGUUCAGGUCAAGUUCGUGGUUAUUAUUCAUUUAAAGAUCCAAAUGGUUUAAUUAAUUAUGUUCAAUAUCAGGCAACGAAAUCAACUGGAUUUAAAAUAACUAGGCAAUUGUUAAUUAAUCCAAAUACUGGAAAGAUAAUCAAUAAGAUUAAAAAUCGGAUUAAGAAGAAAUCGAGAAGACGAAAAAAGUUGAAGCGAUUCAAUUGGAAACGCCGGCGAACUCAUUGGAAUCCAAUCUGA